This is a messenger RNA of Triticum turgidum subsp. durum (durum wheat), 1419 nucleotides long. The record is from the annotation of a GenBank genome assembly. Lineage: Eukaryota; Viridiplantae; Streptophyta; Magnoliopsida; Poales; Poaceae.
AUGACUUUGCGCAGCAUAGUUCGCGAUUUAAGGGAGAGCUUCGGAAACCUGUCAAGGCGGAAUUUCGAGGCGAAAAUCUCAAGCAUCCCAAGCCUUUCGGGCCAUCACCGAGGGAAAUCGCUUGAAUCUGCAAGUGAUCUGCAGGAUAGUCUUGUCACAAACCUGCAAGGCAAUUGGGCUAGCCUUCCUCCUGAAUUACUUCGGGAUGUGAUGAAAAGGCUGGAGGAAGACGACAGCAAUUGGCCGUCCCGCAAAGAUGUUGUUGCCUGCGCUUCUGUCUGUACAACCUGGAGAGACAUGUGCAAGGAUAUCGUGAGGAAUCCAGAAUUCUGUGGAAAGCUCACCUUUCCUGUGUCCCUUAAGCAGCCUGGAUCUCGAGAUGGAUUGAUCCAAUGUUUCAUCAAAAGGGACAAGUCAAAGCUGACUUAUCGUCUCUACCUGUCCCUUACUUCUGCUGUGCUUGAUGAUAAUGGCAAGUUCCUACUGUCAGCUAAAAGGAGUCGGAGAACAACUUACACCGACUAUGCCAUUUCUAUGGAUCCUAAAAAUAUAUCCCGGUCAAGUAGUGGCUACAUCGGGAAUUGCAGGUCAAAUUUCCUCGGCACCAAAUUCAUCAUCUACGACACGCAGCCGUCCUACAAUGCCAGUAAACUCUGCCCGCAGGAACGGACCAGACGGCGGUUCUCCUCCAGGAAAGUCUCCCCCAAAGUUCCAGCGGCGACUGGCAGCUACCCCAUCGCUCAGGUGAACUACGAGCUGAACGUGCUCGGCACCCGCGGGCCAAGGCGGAUGCAGUGCACCAUGAACUCCAUCCCGACAUCGGCGGUAGACCCUGAUGGCGUUGUGCCUGGCCAACCGAAGGAGCUCCUCCCUCGGCUAUUCGAGGAAUCCUUCCGCACCACCGCAAGUUCCAGGUACUCCACGGACUUCAGCAGCUGCCGCUUCUCCGAGUUUGGGGGAGGGCCUCUGAGAGAAGAAGGUGGCGACGAAAAUGCGGGGGACAAGGAGAGCCCACUGGUUCUCAAGAACAAGUCGCCUCGGUGGCACGAGCAGCUGCAGUGCUGGUGCCUCAACUUCCGGGGGCGCGUCACGGUGGCCUCGGUCAAGAACUUCCAGCUGAUCGCCGCCCCCGCCCCGCCACCGCCAGCCUCCGGAGGAGAGGCGGCUCCCGAGCCGUCUUCACAGACGCAACCGCCCCAGCAGCAGCCUACCUCUGCUGCCGCCGCGCAGCCCCAGCCUGCUGGCAGUUCCUUGUCGGCGUCGGCGUCCUCGUCCUCGAGCCACCACGACACGGUGCUGCUGCAGUUCGGCAAGGUGUCCAAGGACACCUUCACCAUGGACUACCGGUACCCGCUGUCGGCGUUCCAGGCCUUCGCCAUCUGCCUGACCAGCUUCGACACCAAGCUGGCGUGUGAAUAA